This is a messenger RNA of Dioscorea cayenensis subsp. rotundata (Guinea yam), 3524 nucleotides long. Its product is annotated as putative pentatricopeptide repeat-containing protein At5g13230, mitochondrial. Gene Ontology annotation, biological process: RNA modification. NCBI's taxonomy places the organism in Eukaryota, Viridiplantae, Streptophyta, Magnoliopsida, Dioscoreales, Dioscoreaceae. The transcript is spliced from 5 exons. The record is from RefSeq and is a predicted model, not a curated record. Gene Ontology annotation, molecular function: protein binding; RNA binding; zinc ion binding. The coding region runs from base 77 to 2521 and encodes 814 amino acids.
AAAAACAGUGAAAGCUGUCCUCCAUGGCGGGAAGCCAUGGCUUCAGCUCGAGCACCAAGCUCUUCUAAAGGAAGCCAUGAUCAAAGCUCCAUCGUUUAGAGUUCUCCAAUGGCCUCGCCUUCUAUCAAUGGCCGCUCAUCUCUCAUCGGAGAUGGGCGUACAUGCUCUCAAUCCCACAAAAUUCGACUCUUUUUUCUAUGCCCGAGCCUUUCAAUCCUGCAUUGCUGAAUCUAAUCCGUUGGCCGGAGGAUCAUUCCAUUGCCGAGUUCUCAAGUCUGGCAUUCAUUUGGAUUUGUUUUGCAAGAACAUUCUUAUGAAUAUGUAUGUUAAAAUUGGUCAUCUUGGUGAUGGCCAUAAGCUAUUUGAUGAAAUGCGUGAGAGAAACAUGGUUUCUUUUGUCACCUUAAUUCAAGGCUAUAUGCAGAGUGGUGAGUUUGGCAUGGCGGUUCAUCUCUUUCUCCGAAUGCAUCGUGAAAGCCACGAGCUUAACCAGUUUGUGUUCACUACUGUCCUCAAGUUGUUGGUUUCCAUGGAGUUGCCAGAGCUUUGUAAAUCCGUGCAUGCUUGUGUUUGCAAGCUUGGCCAUAGUUCUAAUGUGUUUGUUGGUGCUUCCAUGGUUGAGGCGUAUUCACUUUGUGGAAUGGUAGAUGAAGCAAAGAUGGUGUUUGAUGGAAUUGUAGGGAAGGAUAUUGUUGCUUGGACUGGAAUGAUGGCUUGCUAUGCUGAUAAUGACUGCGGCGAGGACUCCGUUGAAGUGUUUUCAAAAAUGAUGAAUGAAGGGUUUAGGCCAAAUAACUUUACACUUACUUGUUUGCUCAAAGCAUGUGUUUUGCUUUCAUCACUAGAGCUAGGCAAGUGCGUUCAUGGUUGUGCAAUUAAGACACAAUAUGAGUCUGAUCCUUAUGUUGCUGGUGCGCUUCUUGAUAUGUAUGCAAAAUGUGGGGAUGUUGCAGAUGCUCGUGCAAUUUUUGAGAUGGUUCCUCACCAUGAUGUGAUCUUUUGGAGUUUUAUGAUUGCCCGGUAUGCGCAGAGCAAUGAGAGUGAGGAGGCACUAAAGCUUUUCCAGCGAAUGCUUCGAGCAUCAGUUGUUCCCAAUGAGUUCAGCUAUUCAAGUGUUCUUCAAGCUUGUGCUGAUUUAGGCGGGUUGAAACUGGGAGAGCAAGUUCAUGGUCACAUUGUGAAGGUUGGCAUUGAGCAGGACAUUUUUGUUUCAAAUGCACUUAUUGAUGUCUAUGCUAAGUGCGGAAGCAUGGAUACAGGAUUGGAGAUUUUCGGCGAAUUGAAUGAUAAGAAUGAUGUCAGUUGGAAUACAGUGAUUGUUGGUUAUGUACAGUUGGGUUAUGGAGAGGAUGCUCUGGGACUCUUCCUGGACAUGCAUGCCACUCAAGUCCCAGGAACUCAAGUGACUUACUCUAGUGCCCUUCGGGCCUGUGCAAGUAUAACGGCUAUUGACCUGGCCAGUCAGAUCCAUGCUUUGGUUUCUAAGACCUCAUUAAGUGAUGAUUUUGUUGUUGGGAAUUCAUUAAUUGAUACUUAUGCUAAGUGCGGCAGCAUUAAAGAUGCUCGCAAGGUCUUUGAUUUGAUGAAUGAGCAUGAUGUGAUAUCUUUUAAUGCUAUGAUCUCAGGAUACGCUAUACAUGGUUUGGCAGAAGAUGCAUUAAGUAUUUUCAGUAAAAUGAACCAAAUGAAUGUUAGAGCUAAUGCUGUGACUUUUGUUGGUGUUUUAUCAGCAUGCAGUAAUAUAGGUCUGGUGAAAGAAGGUCUAUCUUACUUUAAUUCUAUGACUCCGGAGUAUGGCAUUGAACCGAGCAUUGAGCAUUAUACUUGCAUGGUGAGGCUUUUAGGUCAUUCUGGUCGCCUUGAUGAAGCUGUUAAAUUUAUAGAAAAAAUUCCAGCAGAACCUAGUCUGAUGGUCUGGCGUGCACUUCUUGGUUCUUGUUUGGUCCACAAAAAUGCUGAGCUAGGACAGAUGUGUGCAGAAAGAGUACUUGAGAUAGAACCUCAGGAUGAGUCUACAUACAUAUUGUUGUCAAAUUUAUAUGCUAAAACUGGGCGUUGGGACAGUGUAGCUCUCACCAGGAAAUCCAUGAGAAGCAGGGGAGUAAAGAAAGAAGCAGGUCUUAGUUGGAUUGAGAUUCAAGGUGAAGUUCACUCUUUUUCAGUGGGAGAUAAAUCACACCCUGACUUGAGGCUGAUCAAUGCAAUGCUGGAAUGGUUACACAUUAGGAUCAAGAAAAUGGGGUAUGUCCCAGAGAGUGAUGUAGUAUUGCAUGACAUUGUUGAGGAACAAAAGGAACAAUUACUAUGGGUACAUAGUGAGAGGCUGGCAUUAGCAUUGGGACUUCUUAACGUUCCACCUCGUUGCCCUAUCCGGAUCAUCAAGAAUCUCCGCUUUUGCUCUGAUUGUCAUACCGCAUUUAAGUUAAUAUCUAAAGUUGUUCAGAGAGAAAUAAUUGCAAGAGAUGUGAAUCGUUUUCAUCAUUUUCACAGAGGGGUAUGCACAUGUGGUGAUUAUUGGUGAUGGUUUACAAUCUUCAAGGAACCCAAAUUAAUUCUAUUAAACCAGAAAAACCUCAGUGAGAGCAUAUACAUUGUUGACCACAUUUGCUAGAAAGGCCUCAGCAAGUACACGGUUUUUGGUGAAACACAUUUGUUAGAAAGCACUCAACAAGUACAGGUUUUUUGGUGAAAACAUUUGUUAGCAAGCCCUCAACAAGUACACAUUUGCUAGAAAGGUCCCUUCUUGGAAGUGCUACCAGAAGCAUCUUAUUGGUAUUAGAUGAACUGCAGCUCUUUUGUGGCAACAUCAUCAAGUCUGCUUCAGAGAUUAAUUAAUCUGUCUUUCAUCCACAUCUCAUUGUCAGUUGAAUGAUGCCGAAUAUGCCAUAGAUAUGUUCUCAAAGUCUGUCCGACAAGAAUUACCGCUAUCACUCAAAAGAUUAUGACCCCGAAUACAAAGAUCAUGACAGCAUUUGAGUUGAAUCUGUUGUUUUCAAAAGCAUUCUUUUGUUUAAAGGCAUCCAGCAAACCAUAUCAAAAGCCAAGACGUUCUUUGGAUUUAGCUUUUUAGGGAAUGUAAGGUCAUUCAAAGUAUAAUGCAAUGGGAAGUGCAUGAUGGUGAGAUAGCUUUUGCAGCAGUUGUGCAGUUUUGGCAACAAGAACACUUUGAUCAUCCCAAACUCCUCCCUUCCAAAAAGGAAAAGGUGAAUGAUGUGAGGAUGACGUGUAACAAUGAAAGUUAGGGAUGUGGGCUCAAAAACCUCAAAUAUUAAGUCAUUCAAAUGGUAUUGCUUUGUAUGGUGGCGAAGGGACUCCACUAACCACUACCACUUUGAGAAGGACAUGGCUCACACUCUCUCUUCAGUCUUCACCAUGAUGAGCCCAUGUAUAUAUAGCAUCCUAUAUAUAUAUAUAUAUAUAUAUACACUUUUCCUUACAAAGAGAUUUGUAUAUACAUAUAUAUAUAUAUAAUUUGUGCUUUUGAUUUGUAUAUAUGUAUCUAUAUAUAAGGUCUAGGCGGUUAA